Molecule: messenger RNA, 1659 nt
Organism: Toxorhynchites rutilus septentrionalis
Lineage: Eukaryota; Metazoa; Arthropoda; Insecta; Diptera; Culicidae
Gene: Cpr62Ba
Product: cuticle protein 7
Exons: 4
Coding region: 524-925 (133 amino acids)
Cellular component (GO): extracellular matrix
Source: RefSeq, a predicted model, not a curated record
UCAACAUCUAUCGCGGUAAUUUCGCACGAGGCAUCGAGGCAUCGGAUGGCUCCGUUGUUUGGUUGUAUGUCUGGUUCGGUCCUGGUCUCCAAACACGAGUACAGAAUUUUGAAAUAGUUCUUCGCUGGCGCCGCGUAAAGAAAGAAUGGGUUUCUUUCCGUGAGGCUCGGGCCAACAGAGAGUCGUCUCCGCUCUUACCAGUGUCAGUUCGAAGAUAAAUCACUUUCAUCAUUGGCCUACCAGAAACAACGUUGUCGUCGUCGUGGUCGCUGUUUCGAAAAAAACAAACAGUUCUGAACAAGAAGUGCAUCAAUUUAGCUGUCUUGUGGUGUUGUGUUUGGUGUCAGUGGAUGAGCUUACUGGCAGCUCCUCCUAUCCGUUGAUUGGCGGAAUCACACAGAUCAAGCGACUGGCUGCUGGACCGGUGUGUACGGUCCCGCGAGGAUUCUACCUCGGUACCAAUUUUGUGACGGUCCAGCGCACCAAGCACCCAGUUGGGACCUAUUGCCGAUCAGCAGUCAAGAUGAACAUGAUCAGAUUAUUCGUGGCUGGCGUUCUUCUCACUAUGGACAUUUUGUGCGAACACUUGGUGGAGUUUAUGUCUAAUUAUGAAAGAGAUUCGAAGAUCAAAUACUCCUUCCGAUACUACAUUGAUCACCCUCAGUCUGGUGUUGCAUUGGAUCACUGGGAGAAUCGCCAAGGCGAUUACGUUCAUGGAGGCUAUGGUGUUCUGGAACCAGGAGGAGUCGCGAGAACCGUUCAUUAUGAAGUGGAAGGGGAUAGCGGCUUCCGCACUGUAAUAAAAACCGCAGCGCCAGGGAGUUCAUCGCAGUACAAUAUCCACAGUGGCAAGAAAUCCCAACCUCCGCAGCCACUAUGGCACACCAAGCCGGUCGCAUUCGUGCAGAGAGAAAACAAGUCUUAACAUUCCACCUUUUCCGACGGAAAGGAUCCCACUAGCCUAGUGCCACACUGCCGGCUGGAACUGCUGGACUGCAUCGAGCGUUCAACCGGUUAAGCACCUCACAUUUCUUUUCUGCCCAACAACCCCACCUUUCAUCGCUGCAGGGUUGCGCAACGAUCAGCACUUUCUUCGUAGCCGUCAACAACCCGUAACCCAACAAUUUCGUUUGCAGCAAAGCUUCUGUCCUCUGUGGAACUGUCACCGAGUGGCAGGGUCAUUUACUGCCACGCAAUAAUCGUCUGUACGUGUAGAAUUAAUGUAAAUAAAGUAAUAUGUCAAGUGAGAAACAAAUUCAUUGAGUGUACAUUCCUGAGGCGGGCGCUUGCCUGACAGAAGGGCGGAAGAUUUAUGCCAUCGCUUUUCAAUUCCCUAGCUGUCUACUGAACACAUCUCCGCUUGAGCAAACAAGGGUCAUAAAAUAUAUGAGAAUAAAUAGCAUUGGUUCACACCGAUCCAUCCGAUGCUAAGUUUGCGCAAUACAUUUGACGAUCAAUGUUAAAUAGAUACAAGUGCAUUGGAUCCUAACAGAAUACCAUCUUAUGCACGUGAACCGGAAUGCUAUGGAUGGUGACCAAUCACGGCAAAAGAUGUGAUCAUUUCAUUGAAACUUCUAAGUUGGUAUUGAAAUCCGAAUGAGGCAAUCAAAAUACAAAUUAGAGACCUCGGGCCUGGGAACCGCUGAAGUAUUUCAGUAA